Molecule: messenger RNA, 1283 nt
Organism: Neoarius graeffei (lesser salmon catfish)
Lineage: Eukaryota; Metazoa; Chordata; Actinopteri; Siluriformes; Ariidae
Gene: dnph1
Product: 2'-deoxynucleoside 5'-phosphate N-hydrolase 1
Exons: 4
Coding region: 91-537 (148 amino acids)
Biological process (GO): deoxyribonucleoside monophosphate catabolic process
Cellular component (GO): nucleus
Molecular function (GO): 5-hydroxymethyl-dUMP N-hydrolase activity
Source: RefSeq, a predicted model, not a curated record
AUAAAACAAAAAGAAGACAGAGAGGCGUCUUCAUCUAGACAGAGCUACUUUUUUUUGUUUGUGCUGCCCUUUUUGUUCAGAUUCCCCGUGAUGAAUAUAUAUUUUUGUGGCAGUAUUAGGGGAGGAAGGCAGGAUGUGAGGAUUUAUCAAAAAAUUGUGAAGAAACUGCAGACUUAUGGACAGGUUUUGACAGAGCACGUGAGCCACGAUGAUGUCACUGAGAAAGGUGAGGAUGCGCUACCGGGAGGAGACGAGGCGAUCUAUGACCGUGAUAUGAAGUGGCUCGCUCAGUCCGAUGUCGUAGUUGCUGAAGUAACCCAACCAUCCUGUGGUGUGGGUUAUGAAAUCGGUCAAGCCGUGGCCAUGAAGAAGAGGAUUCUCUGCCUUUUCCGACCCUCAUCAGGGAAAGUGCUGUCUGCCAUGAUACGAGGCGCUGAGGGCAAGCUGAGCAGCUGUCUCUUUCGGGUACAGGAUUACGUGGAAGAGGAAGUUGAAGACAUCCUAGAGAAAUAUUUUCGUGAACUUACCAAGAACUAAUGUGCGUUUAAAAAAUACACUAUAUUGCUAAAUGUAUGUGAAAACUUGACCAUCAUAACCAGAUACUGAACAUCUCUUUCCAAAACCAUGGCCAUUAAUAUAGAGCUGGUCCCCCCUUUGCUUUUAUAACAGCAUCCACUCUUCUGGGAAAGCUUUCCACUCGAUCUUGGAAGGUGACUGUGAGGAUUUGUCCAUUCAGCCACAAGAGUGUUAGUGAGGUCGGGCACUGAUGUUGGGCGAGGAGGCCUGGUACACAGUCAGCAUUCCAGUUAGUCCCAGGUUAGGAGAGUUUCACUGCAACCUUGGCAGUCCAUGAUUUCAUGGACCUCACUUUAUGCACAGGGGCAUUGUCGCGCUGGAGCAGGUUUGGGCCCCUGAGUUCCAGUGAAGGGGAAUUAUAAUCCUGCAGCGUAUAGACAUUCAGGAAUAAUACAUUGUGUAUUUUCAACUUUGUGGCAACGGUUUGAAGAUGAACCACAUAUGGGUGUGAUGGUCAGGUGUCCACAUACUUUUGGUCCUAUAGUGCGGCUCACUCAUAAUGUAAUGAGUAAUUUUAUUAUCCAGCUCUGGAUAGAACGUUUUUUUUUGUAAGUAGAUCUUUUCAGUUGAACAGAGGCUCUUACUGACAUGUGAUGCACUUGUUUGUUAAAAUAUGGGUGUCUCAGAUUGAAAGAGUUCAAACAAGAUUCUACAAGUCAAAAUAUUGUGACAUUUUCUAUCAUAUUAAAGAAUUAAUGUUCAUUAUU